Messenger RNA from Olea europaea var. sylvestris, 459 nucleotides. RefSeq lists its product as uncharacterized. Lineage: Eukaryota; Viridiplantae; Streptophyta; Magnoliopsida; Lamiales; Oleaceae. The transcript has a single exon. The record is from RefSeq and is a predicted model, not a curated record. Bases 1 to 459 code for a protein of 152 amino acids.
AUGUCACCAUAUCGACUGGUUUUCAGGAAAGCAUGCCACUUACCUCUUAAGAUAGAACAUCAUGCUUACUGGGCAAUGAAAAAAUUGAAUUUGGAUUUGAAGGCUACGGGUGAAAAAUGUCUCCUACAACUUAAUGAGCUGGAUGAGCUCAGAAUGGAAGCCUACAAUAAUUCAAGAAUCUACAAAGAGCGCACCAAGAAAUGGCAUGACAUGCACAUUCAGAGGCGUGAAGUGCAGAAAGUGCUACUCUAUAACUCUAGGCUUAAGCUGUUUCCAGGAAAACUGCGAUUGAGGUGGUCUGGUUCAUAUACUAUUACACAAGUUUUUCCACAUGGGGCAGUUGAGAUCACUCACGACAGCAAAGGGACAUUCAAGGUUAAUGGACAGCAUCUGAAGCACUAUUGGGGCGGUGAUUUUUCAAAGGAAAAGUCUACCGUUCAUCUUAGACCACCAGAAUGA